Messenger RNA from Trifolium pratense (red clover), 4250 nucleotides. RefSeq names its product kinesin-like protein KIN-14I. Lineage: Eukaryota; Viridiplantae; Streptophyta; Magnoliopsida; Fabales; Fabaceae. The transcript is spliced from 24 exons. Bases 346 to 4071 code for a protein of 1241 amino acids. Gene Ontology annotation, molecular function: ATP binding; oxidoreductase activity; microtubule binding. Gene Ontology annotation, biological process: microtubule-based movement. Gene Ontology annotation, cellular component: cytoskeleton. The record is from RefSeq and is a predicted model, not a curated record.
AGGGUUGUUUGGAUGGAUUGACAUUUAAUAACGCACAUGUGACUUUAUGUCUUUCUCCCAACUUCCUGCAUUCUUCAGCUCUUUCCAUUCCUUCCUGCCUUCCUCGUUUCUCACUCUAAACAAAUUUGGAUUCACUCACUAUACCCUCUUUCCCAGAUCUCUCUCUCUCUCUCUCUCUCUCUCUCUCUCUCUCUCUCAAAGACACAACAAUUUAUCCUCUUCUGACAACCUUUUUCAGACACCAUUGUUGUUGCCACUCACCACUUCCAUUGUGGUUUCAAAGUUGAAGAAGUUGAAGGAUAAAGCAAUGCAAAAUAUGCUAUGUUAAGAUAAUCGGAAAGUAAAAUGAUCAUUGAUAUGCCAGCAUCCAUGGCUGAAAAUACUAGGAACAACUAUGCUGCUGCUAACAAUGCUGAUGAUUAUGAUAGUGAUAGGUCAAAUUUGGCACCACGCACACCAUCAACUCUGUCUAUGGCUGUUCCAGCUGAACUCGCUGGAGCUAUACCCUUGAUCGACAAAUUUCAGGUGGAUGGAUUUUUAAAGCUGAUGCAUAAACAAAUUCAAUCUUCUGGAAAACGUGGAUUUUUUUCUAAAAGAUCUUCAGAUCCCCAAGCUCGUGAAAAAUUUACAUUUGAGGACAUGCUGUCUUUUCAAAAGGAUCCAAUACCAACUGCAUUGCUUAAGAUUAAUGGCGAUUUAGUAAGUCGGGCGACAAAAUUAUUCCAGAUAAUUUUGAAGUAUACUGGAGUUGAUUCAUCCGAUUGUGCCACUCCAUUAAGCUUAGAUGAACGAGUUGAGCUUGUUGGGAAACUAUAUAAGCAAAGUUUGAAACGUGCAGAACUCCGCGAUGAGCUUUUUGUUCAGAUAUCAAAACAAACAAGAAACAACCCUGACAGGCAAUACUUGAUCAAAGCAUGGGAGCUUAUGUAUGUAUGUGCAUCCUCCAUGUCUCCUAGCAAAGACAUUGCGGUUUAUCUGUCAGAAUACAUUCAGAACAUAGCACAUGGUGUAGCAACUGAUUCUGAGAUCCAAACCCUUGCACUAAAUACGUUGAAUGCUUUGAAGCGUUCUGUUAAGGCUGGCCCUAGACAUAUAAUACCUGGGCGAGAGGAGAUUGAAGCUUUGUUGACUGGGAGAAAGCUUACAAAUAUAGUGUUCUUCUUAGAUGAAACAUUUGAAGAAAUUACAUAUGACAUGUCAACAACAGUUGCCGACGCUGUUGAGGAACUUGCAGGGCUCAUUAAACUGUCGGUUUACUCUAGCUUUAGUUUGUUUGAAUAUCGUAAAGUUGUUACAAGUUCCAAAUCAUCUGAUCCUGGUAAUGAGGAGUACAUCGGGAUAGAUGAUAACAAAUAUAUUGGGGAUCUUCUGGAGGAAUUUAAAGCAGCAAAAGAUCGAAGUAAGGGAGAAAUCUUGCACUGUAAACUGGUAUUCAAGAAAAAGCUAUUUCGUGAGUCAGAUGAAGCUGUGACGGAUCCAAUGUUUCUGCAGUUGUCCUAUGUACAAUUGCAACAUGAUUAUAUUUUGGGUAAUUACCCUGUUGGAAAAGAUGAUGCUGCUCAGCUUUCUGCAUUACAAAUCUUGGCUGAGAUUGGAUCUGUUAGCACACCCGAAACAUGCGCUAACUGGAAUUCACAUCUGGAGCGAUUCCUUCCUAGACAACUUUCAAUGACACGAGCAAAACGUGAAUGGGAGUUUGAUAUUAUAUCUCGAUAUCAUUCAUUGGAGCAUCUGACAAAAGAUGACGCAAGACAACAAUUUCUGCGUAUAUUGAGAGCACUUCCUUAUGGGUAUUCUGUUUUUUUCAACGUUCGCAAAAUUGAUGAUCCUAUUGGUCUCUUGCCUGGACGAAUAAUAAUUGGAAUCAAUAAAAGAGGGAUUCAUUUUUUCCGUCCAGUUCCUAAGGAAUAUUUGCACUCAGCUGAGUUGAGAGACAUAAUGCAAUUCGGAAGCAGCAACACUGCAGUCUUUUUUAAAAUGCGAGUAGCCGGUGUUCUUCACAUAUUCCAGUUUGAAACCAAGCAGGGGGAAGAAAUUUGCGUAGCUCUUCAGACACAUAUAAACGAUGUAAUGCUGCGGCGCUAUUCGAAAGCACGGUCUUCUAGUGGUGGUAGUUCUUUGAAUGGAGAUGUUUCUAAUAAUUCAAAGCCUCCUAAUUUAGAAUCACAUGAGAAACGCAUUCAAGAUUUAUCAAAACUUGUUGAAGAAUCUCAAAGAAAUGCUGAUCAAUUGAAUAAAGAAUUGCGUGAGAAGCAAGAACAGGAAGAAAAAAUGCAAGAACAAUUAGAGGGUUUGAAGGAAUCCUUAAAAGCUAACGAGCAAAAUCUUAAGGCCGUUACAAGUGACUGCGAAAGGCUUAGGUCAUUAUGCAAUAAAAAAGAUCAGGCGCUACAGGUUAUAGGGAACAAUUCAAAAAAGGAUCUUGUUGAAACAAAUAACCAAGUACUACAAAAGCUUAAAUAUGAGCUAAAAAAUUGUAAAGAUGAACUGUUUUCAGCCGAACAAACUAUCAAAACCUUGACAAGUGAAAAAAUGAUUUUGGAACAGAAGCUAUCUGUGCUUGAGAAGAGGAACACUGAAGAGAGUAGUUCCCUUCAACGGAAAUUUGAGCAAGAGCGCAAAGCUGUGAAGUCUGAAGUAUACAACCUUGAAAGAAAGCUAGAAGGGUAUAGACAAGAAUUAAUGACUGCUAAGUCUAUUAUUUCAGUCAAGGACACCGAGUUGGCUGCAUUGCAAAAUAAUUUCAAGGAAUUGGAAGAAUUGCGAGAAAUGAAAGAGGACAUUGAUAGAAAGAAUGAACAGACAGCUGCCAUAUUGAAGAUGCAAGGGGCUCAGCUAGCCGAAAUGGAAGCUCUUUAUAAGGAAGAACAAGUUUUAAGGAAGCGUUAUUUUAAUGUAAUAGAAGACAUGAAAGGCAAGAUUCGAGUUUAUUGUCGGCUAAGACCUCUCAGUGAAAAAGAGAUUCUUGAGAAGGAAAGAGAAGCCGUUACUGCAGCUGACGAGUUUACUGUGGAGUUUCUAUGGAAAGAUGAUAAGCCGAAGCAGUACAUAUAUGAUCGUGUUUUUGGCAGUGAUGCAAGUCAAGAAAGUGUAUUUGAGGAUACCAGGUAUUUGGUGCAAUCUGCUGUAGAUGGUUUUAAUGUGUGCAUAUUUGCUUAUGGUCAAACUGGCUCUGGAAAGACGUUUACAAUCUAUGGAUCUGAAGAUAAUCAUGGGCUUACCCCUCGUGCAAUUGGUGAACUUUUUAGAAUUUUACAGAGAGAUGGUAAAAAGUAUUCCUUUUCAUUGAAGGCAUACAUGGUCGAAUUAUAUCAAGAUACCCUAAUAGAUCUUCUGUUAACUAGGAAUGCAAAGCAUUCAAGAUUAGAUAUCAAGAAGGAUUCAACGGGAAUGGUUGUUGUGGAAAAUGUGACGGUGAUGUCAAUUUCUACAAUUGAAGAAUUGAAUAAUAUAAUACAAAAGGGAUCUGAACGUCGACAUAUAUCAGGGACACAAAUGAAUGAAGAAAGUUCAAGAUCUCAUCUCAUUCUUUCAAUAGUAAUUGAAAGCACCAACCUUCAAAGCCAAUCAGUUGCAAGGGGAAAGCUGAGUUUUGUUGAUCUUGCCGGUUCAGAAAGAGUGAAAAAGUCAGGUUCUAUGGGUAGUCAGCUGAAGGAAGCACAGAGUAUUAACAAAUCAUUAUCAGCACUUGGAGAUGUUAUAAGUGCUUUGUCUUCUGGCGGUCAACACACACCUUAUAGGAAUCACAAGUUAACAAUGUUGAUGAGUGAUUCACUUGGUGGUAAUGCCAAAACUCUCAUGUUUGUCAAUGUUUCUCCAAUAGAAUCAAGCUUGGAUGAGACUCAUAACUCUCUCACGUACGCUUCAAGAGUGAGAUCAAUUGUGAACGACCCUAACAAAAAUGUUAGUUCAAAAGAAGUAGCGCGAUUAAAGAAGUUGGUUGCAUAUUGGAAACAACAAGCUGGCAGAGGAAUUGAGUAUGAAGAUUUAGAAGAAAUUCAAGAAGAACGAUCACCUAAAGGUAGACCAGAUAGUCAUGGUAGCUCUAGAUCUAGUCUAGGUGGUAAAUAGGAGCAUACAAAUAGCCACCAAUGCACUGGAUCAACCAUUUGCACAAUUUUCUUCUAUAAAUGUACUAUCAUCAAUCAAUUUACUUGAUCAAACAGGUUGGAUAUAUAUUGUAAUUUUGGUUUAGAGGGAUCUAAGAUGUAUAGUUGAAUUUUGUAUAUAGUAUUAAUCUUUCUUACUCA